Molecule: messenger RNA, 3078 nt
Organism: Drosophila erecta
Lineage: Eukaryota; Metazoa; Arthropoda; Insecta; Diptera; Drosophilidae
Gene: pnut
Product: protein peanut
Exons: 1
Coding region: 798-2423 (541 amino acids)
Biological process (GO): cytoskeleton-dependent cytokinesis; cilium assembly
Cellular component (GO): cell division site; septin complex; septin ring
Molecular function (GO): GTPase activity; molecular adaptor activity; GTP binding
Source: RefSeq, a predicted model, not a curated record
UUGCAACAAAAACCAAAAGGAACCAUAACCACAAAAGUCAAGGGUGUAGUGUUGGGGACAGAAACAUUUUAUUCGAAAACGUUGGAAACUUCUUCCCUAUAAAAAUUGACCAUAUUCUACUUUAUUAAGAGAAGACCCCUUGAAAAUGUUCUAAGAGAGCCCAUAUUCAAAAGGUAGUCAAAAAAAACCCCUCACUAGUCCACCCCUGCUUAAAACAAAAGUCAAAGUCAUCUAGACGCAUAAUUUCUUCCUGUGCAUCAGGGGGCGAUUGUAAUGCGAUCCGUGGCCACUCAAGAGCAGUCAUUCAGGCCAGAAAUCUGGAAUCCCAAGUGCAGGGACACAUGAAUGCGUUUCAUUGCCUAUUUUUAAACAUAACAUUCCAUUCCAAGUGAUAAGACCACCAGAAAACAGUCCUCUUUGCCCGUUUGCAUGUGCAUUGCUGCGCCUGUGUGCGUGUGUGUAUCUCUGUUCGUAUGUGUGGUAUUACUCAUGCGCUCUCACUCCAAGCUUCGUUUGGUAUUUUCCUGGCUUCUCUUCGGUAUUUUCGAGGGUCACACUGCGCCUUAGCUGGGGCGUUGUUGUUGCGUGCGAGAGCGGAGCAGAAGUAUUUAUCGCGUUACUGUGAAUGGUCCUCUGACACAGAAAAUGCAAAAAAAGUAAGAGCGAAAAAGAGCUGGCGUAGGUGUGACAAAAGCGGGGAAAAAGCAUCGGUUCUGUGCAAGCAAAGUGAAUAAAUACAGUGAAGCCCACCUGCGAACGAAUAUCAAAGGCUCAUAGGCGAAUUUGGCGCUAUUCCAAUGAAUAGUCCUCGCUCAAACGCGGUCAAUGGCGGCAGCGGCGGCGCCAUCUCCGCUCUGCCCAGCACUCUGGCCCAACUGGCUCUGCGCGACAAGCAGCAGGCUGCGUCGGCAUCGGCGUCGGCGUCCUCUGCCACCAACGGCAGCGGCGGCAGCGAGUCCUUGGUGGGAGUCGGUGGACGACCGCCCAAUCAGCCGCCCAGUGUGCCAGUGGCCGUCAGUGGCAAGCUGGACACCAGCAGCGGAGGCGCCUCCAACGGCGACUCGAACAAACUGACCCACGAUCUGCAGGAGAAGGAGCACCAGCAGGCGCAGAAGCCACAGAAGCCACCGCUCCCGGUGCGCCAGAAGCCCAUGGAGAUCGCCGGCUAUGUGGGCUUCGCCAACCUGCCCAAUCAGGUCUACCGCAAGGCCGUGAAGCGGGGAUUCGAGUUCACCCUGAUGGUGGUGGGCGCCAGUGGGCUGGGCAAGUCGACGCUGAUCAACUCCAUGUUCCUGUCGGACAUCUACAACGCGGAACAGUAUCCGGGCCCCUCGCUGCGCAAAAAGAAGACCGUGGCCGUGGAGGCCACCAAAGUGAUGCUCAAGGAGAACGGCGUCAAUCUGACACUCACGGUGGUGGACACACCCGGAUUCGGCGAUGCUGUGGACAAUAGCAACUGCUGGGUCCCAAUUCUGGAGUACGUGGACAGCAAGUACGAGGAGUACCUGACCGCCGAGUCGCGGGUGUACCGCAAAACCAUUUCGGACAGUCGGGUGCAUUGCUGCCUGUACUUCAUAGCGCCAUCAGGACACGGACUCCUGCCGCUGGACAUUGCCUGCAUGCAGAGCCUGUCGGACAAGGUGAAUCUGGUGCCGGUGAUCGCCAAGGCGGACACCAUGACGCCCGAUGAGGUGCACCUAUUCAAGAAGCAGAUCCUCAACGAGAUCGCCCAGCACAAGAUUAAGAUCUACGACUUCCCUGCCACGUUGGAGGAUGCGGCCGAGGAAGCCAAGACCACGCAGAAUCUGCGCAGCCGAGUGCCAUUCGCGGUGGUGGGUGCCAACACCAUCAUCGAGCAGGACGGAAAGAAGGUGCGGGGUAGGCGUUAUCCCUGGGGCCUGGUCGAGGUGGAGAACCUGACGCAUUGCGACUUUAUAGCGCUGCGCAACAUGGUCAUACGCACGCACCUACAAGACCUCAAGGACGUGACGAACAACGUCCACUACGAGAACUACCGCUGCCGGAAGCUAUCGGAACUGGGACUGGUGGACGGCAAAGCCAGGCUGUCCAACAAGAACCCUCUCACCCAGAUGGAGGAGGAGAAGCGGGAGCACGAGCAAAAGAUGAAGAAGAUGGAAGCCGAGAUGGAGCAGGUGUUCGACAUGAAGGUCAAGGAGAAAAUGCAGAAGCUCAGGGACUCGGAACUGGAACUAGCGCGGCGACACGAGGAGCGCAAGAAGGCGCUGGAGCUGCAGAUCCGGGAGCUGGAGGAGAAGAGGCGUGAGUUCGAGCGCGAGAAGAAGGAGUGGGAGGAUGUCAACCACGUGACGCUCGAGGAGCUCAAGCGACGCAGCCUGGGGGCCAACAGCAGCACGGACAAUGUGGAUGGCAAGAAGGAGAAGAAAAAGAAGGGUCUGUUCUAAGUCAACCCGCUCAAAAACCCCAUUCUUCCUGCUCCCCGUAUACUUAAGCGCUAAUCUCGAGAACAAAGCAAACGAAACCUCUAGCGUAUCCAACUCUUAUUCCUACCACAUAAAGUAAUUCGAAAAGUGCAUAAAUAUAUCUAUUGUUGGGCCAGCCGCCCCACAAGGCUUCUAUUCGCACAGCAAUCGGCCCGCGACGGCGUUGCAUUUGUUUUCUACAUACUAUAAAGUUACAUAUAACACAUAGCAGUUGCAGUAUUUUACCAAUAUAUAUCCACGCAUUACUUGACGAGACACAUUGCUAGCCUAAUGAAUUGAACACGCAAACGAAUUAAAUCGCGGCAAGUAACAAACGGUAUUUGCAAAAUACUUAAGUAUCUUAAAGCCUAAUCACAAACAAAAUCUAAGCAUAAUGUACGAGUACGAGGCGAAAUUGAUCCUAAAAUUAAUUAUAACGAAUAAAGAACCCAUGUAUAACGUAUGCUAUUGAUAUUGUAAUUGUAUUUUACCUAUUAUGCAUAAAGUCAUUAAACACCCGAACACACACCAGCAAGGCAAAAGCCGCAACCGCAGCAGAAAACAUCAAGAAACAAAAUAUACUCUUGCAUUUUACAAAAUAAAGUCUUCUCCUUAGUUUAACUACAUAAAAACCGAA